This is a messenger RNA of Coffea arabica (coffee), 1969 nucleotides long. Its product is annotated as short-chain dehydrogenase TIC 32 A, chloroplastic. NCBI's taxonomy places the organism in Eukaryota, Viridiplantae, Streptophyta, Magnoliopsida, Gentianales, Rubiaceae. The record is from RefSeq and is a predicted model, not a curated record.
CCUUCUUUUCUAGUAUCAUCUUUGAUCACCAGCCAAGCCAUCUAUCCAUCAUCCUCCUCCUCCUCCUCCUCCUCCAAAAGAAAGAGUUCAUUUAGUAGUAUUAUAUUGUCUGCGCUCCGUGAGUUGCAGCCUUCAGCGGCUAACAGACGCCAGCAAUUCUCUGUCUCAGCCCGCACAACUAGUAGAAAUUAAUUGACAAGAGCAAAAUCAAAAGUCUACGUCCACCAUCACAUCCACAAGCACUAGCAGUCCAGCAGUAACCAUUAUUGCUUACGUAAAUUGCAAGCACUAUUCCUCCUGCACUAUUCCCUGUCUGCCGACUCUCCGGAAAAGUAUUUUCUACUACAUCUUUCUGCAUUACACAGCACCUUCCAUCACCUACAGUGGCAGUCGUCAAUUCAUUGCUCGAUGUAUAUGCAUGGACCCCGAAAAGUGAUGGUAUGGUAGCUUCUUCUUGCUACCACUUAGCUUAGCUCAUUCCCUAGUAGUAUAAGUUACAGGUCCCAUGCCACCGACUAAAUACUCGUAGUACAGAAUUAAACGCUGCUGCUUUUAUAUACUACGUUAUAAUUCUCCAUCAUCAAGUGCAAAUGCUGGAAACUGUUAAGUACCUGCUUGGCUCUGCCGGGCCAAGCGGCUUUGGCUCCAAGUCCACCGCCGAACAAGUCACCGACUACUGCCCUGAUCUCCGCUCCAUCACCGCCAUCAUCACAGGUGCGACGUCGGGGAUCGGUGCUGAAACGGCUAGGGUGUUGGCUAAGCGGGGAGCCAGGCUGGUCCUCCCUGCCAGGAGCCUCAAAGCCGCCGAGGAUAGCAAGGCUCGAAUUUUGUCCGAGUUUCCAGAGUCCGACAUUAUUGUCAUGCCUCUUGAUCUUAGCUCUUUCUUCUCCGUUAGAAAGUUCGUUGCAGACUUCCGCUCUCUUAAUUUACCCCUUCAUCUCCUCAUAAACAACGCCGGAAAAUUCACACAGGAGCAUGCCAUUUCCGAGGAUGGAAUCGAGAUGACCUUUGCUACCAACUAUUUAGGUCACUUCUUGUUGACAAAGCUGUUGGUAACCAAGAUGGUGGAGACUGCCAAGUCAACCGGCGUUCAGGGAAGAAUAGUGAACGUGUCUUCGAGCAUCCACAGCUGGUUCUCCGGUGACCCGAUCAGUUAUCUGAGUUCCAUAACCAGAAGCAGAAGUCAUUACGAUGCAACACGUGCAUAUGCUCUGUCGAAGCUGGCUAACGUUUUGCACACCAAGGAACUUGCUCAGAGACUCCAAGAGGAGAUGGAGGCGAAUGUGACAGUGAAUUGUGUACAUCCAGGGAUUGUGAGAACUCGACUUACUAGAGAACGAGACGGUCUCAUUACCGGAUCCAGAUACAAUUUACAAACAUAUACACAUGUGGCCGUGCAGAUCUGGUGUUCUUUUUGGCUUCCAAGCUCCUCAAAACCAUCCCUCAGUAGUAUCCACGGAAAACUGGGUAGCCUCCUUUUGGAGCCACCUAUGGUAUCACUUUAUCAAGGAAUGGACUCCCAAGAAUGGUGGACCAAACCACCGACUUUCAGGCCAUCGACUUGACGACACUCGUUCUUGAGAAAAGGAAGCAGAUGCUGGUCUGCUACGAGAGAAAAGUGCUUCAGCUACACAUUGCUGCAUUAUACGCCAUUUAUUUGUGUCGCUUUAUCCUUUGCCCACCACGGUCUGCUUUCUGCAUCGGAUAGCAACUUGAGGUGGAUUUGCCAUCUCUAUGGCGUCUCAUUCACUACUGCUUUUCAGACCUCCAUUAAUGUUCGUCGUCUAGGCUGGAUGGUGUCAACAAAUGGAUAUACAGGAAGAAAUUUAUCUGCAUAAUCCCCAGCUGCCAACCUAGGCUUCUAUUUGUGAUCAAAGCUGCUCAUGUCAUAAUUAAUUGUGCUAAUGAGCUUUAACUCAUGCACAAGGACAUUUCUUACUCUGCUAAUGAACUUGCCACUUUAUAUGGA